This is a messenger RNA of Phalaenopsis equestris, 1941 nucleotides long. RefSeq lists its product as uncharacterized. Bases 250 to 1941 code for a protein of 563 amino acids. The record is from RefSeq and is a predicted model, not a curated record. NCBI's taxonomy places the organism in Eukaryota, Viridiplantae, Streptophyta, Magnoliopsida, Asparagales, Orchidaceae. The transcript is spliced from 6 exons.
AUGUGUAGUCCUACCCGUGAACCAGCAGAUCAAUAAUGUCUGCCGAACUCGGGAGUAGCGAGUCCACGGAAAGAGGGGGAUGCAGCACAAACGAAAUAGUCCUGUUCGUCGUCCCUCCCGCUGCCCUUUUCUUGUUACACAUCGCCGGCGCCACCAUUAAUCGUUUGCGGGGUUUCGAUAGAGCUUCUUUUGCUCGAAUGAGCUGCUAAUUCGGCUUCUUGUCCCAGCGGGCUAGCAGUGGUGGCAACAAUGACGGCUAACAGGACUAACAGUAUGGGCAGCGAGGAUGAAGUGUACGCUCUUGUUCAAAGGUAUGGCGCAUCAACAAUUUUUACUCUUCUUCAAGAAAUUUCUCUGGCUGCUGAAAAAGAUGUAACAAUAGAUUGGAGGACACUUGUUAAGGCCACUUCCACUGGAAUCUCUAAUGCUCAAGAAUAUCAAAUGUUAUGGCGACAUUUGGCCUACAGGGUCCCCUUAGAAAAAGUUGAAGAUGGGGGUGAUCCAUUGUCUGAUGAAAGUGAUUUGGAAUUCGAGUUAGAAGCUACUCCCAAUCUAAGUGAAGAAUUAUCAACGGAGGUGGAUUGUUGUGUCAAGGUUAUACUUUCAUCUGGUGCAGGGGAUGAUUGUAGUCCAGUUGCUUUAAAUGUUGAAGCUCCUUCAACUACAGACACGCCUAUUGAGCAAGUUUCAGUGUUUCCAUCAGAUAAACAUUACUUUGGUCGGUAUAACCGAGCUGCACCAUAUGGUGCCGUUCUCAAUGGCCAAAAGCAGCUAUUGUCAACUGGACUUUCUAAUGAAGGCUUGGAUGGAAAUGGCUCAUUUCCUGAAAAAAAGAAGAGAAAGUUGUGGACUAAAGAGGAGGAUUCAGAACUAAUAGCUGCUGUUGAGAAAUUUGGUGAAGGCAAUUGGGCUAAUAUUCUAAAAGGAGAUUUUAAACAUGAUAGAACUGCAUCACAGUUAUCUCAGAGGUGGGCAAUCAUCCGAAAGCGCCAGACAACUUCUAAGCAAAGCAAUGGAAGCAAAGCAAGGUCUGAGGAGAUGUUGGCAGCACAGAAAGCAUUUUCUAUGGCUUUAAAUAUGCCCAUGUCUGGAAGCUUGUCAACAUUACUUUCAGGGGUUACACAUUCAUCCACAUCCAUAGCUGGAGGAACAUCUGGAGGAACAGGUGCAAUGGUUGAUGAAUCACAGCCUCCUGCUUCUCAAGCUUCUAAACCAAACCCGCAACCAAUCACCACCACUGAAACCUCCUCUCAGAAACCAUCCGCAAACCCUUCAAAUAAGCCCCGAACCACCCUGAAGAAGCCUCCAUCACCCCAAAUGAAGCCCUCCAUCUGCCCAAAUCCUCUUAUAAAAGCCGCCGCCUUUGCCGCCGGUCUCACAGGUUCGUCAGUUACCGGUACUUUAUCCUCCUCCUCGGCAUCCGCUUCCACCACCACCGCCGCCACCGCCGCCAUGACGGGAACUCAUGCUCUUAACACAAGGUUUUCCCUUCCUCCAUCCAAGGUUUCCCAAGUUCAAUCAGGCUUAGCAAAAGCUUCGUCUCUGCCUCCGAACACGUCAAUGCUGCAGCAGCAGCCGUCGUCGGAGUCGAAACUAGCGAGCUGUGGUCCGCACGUAAAUGGAAAGAGGCGGCGAAGCAUUGUUAGCUCCGCCAUUGAUGUCGACGAGCUGUUAGCUGAAGAGGCUAGAGGUGAAGCGGACGACAAAGCGUCUGAUAAAUUGGUUCAGGCCACUGAUAUUGAUGUUUCGCCGAUCUGCGACGGGGAGAUAAAUGAUAGCGAAUGCAUUGAAACUGAAAAAGUUCAGAACAAGAACUUGAAAGAAGAAGAAUUAAGAGAAGUUAGGGAUAGUGGUGAGGUUAUGGAUUUAGGUGAUUCUAGGAUGGAUGAGGAGCUGAUUUUUAAGGAUGAGGGAAAAUUUGGAGAUGAAGUUGUGAGUUGA